Messenger RNA from Alligator sinensis (Chinese alligator), 4369 nucleotides. RefSeq names its product synaptotagmin like 5 (gene SYTL5). Gene Ontology annotation, molecular function: neurexin family protein binding; phospholipid binding; small GTPase binding. NCBI's taxonomy places the organism in Eukaryota, Metazoa, Chordata, Crocodylia, Alligatoridae. Gene Ontology annotation, cellular component: exocytic vesicle; plasma membrane. The coding region runs from base 540 to 2774 and encodes 744 amino acids. The transcript is spliced from 18 exons. Gene Ontology annotation, biological process: exocytosis; intracellular protein transport. The record is from RefSeq and is a predicted model, not a curated record.
GGUUUUUCUAGUUCCUGAAUAUUAUUCUAGCUAAAGAAUGUUGUAUGGCAUAGCUAGAACAGAAAAAGACGUGAGCCAGCCGUUACACUCUGAACCAGUGCUUACUUCCUUGCAGAAGGGACAGGUGGUAGGAGUGGAGGUGGCCCUUUCAGCACACCAAGAGAGUUUGAAUCUAAAUAUGCAGCUCUUAUGUGGAUUCAGAAUAUAGUUGUAUAAAAAGGUUAAAUCCCACACGACCUGUGAAUGUGGUCCAGAGGCCUGCAGCAUGUCAAAGAAUACCAGCAAAAAUGCAAUAGACAACCUGAAUUUCUUAAAGAGAACGCAACAGAAAUUUUUCUCUCUCAUAUAGCUGGACAACUUAGCUACAUGCUUUUGACCUCCGGUUAAUUUAAUGGAGAUCUUCCUGUCAGGAUAUCAGUUGACUUUGUAAAUCUGGGACCUUUGUCACAAAUGUGCCUUUGAACUUACAGCAAAACAUUUUAUUGUUUAGAAAACUCAACUAUUUAAAAAAAAAAAACAACAAAAACCAUUGAAGAAUCAUGUCCAAAAACUUGGAGAUCAUCAAUUUAUCAUUUUUGCUGGAGCAUGAGAGGGAGAUGAUAAUGGGCGUAUUGAAGAGAGACGAGUAUCUGAAAAGAGUUGAGGAUAAAAGGAUAAGGAAACUGAAAAACGAGCUAUUAGAAGUGAAAAGGAAAGGUGGAAACCGUCACCGCCAGCAAGAGAGCAGCAGGGUCUGUGUUCGUUGUCAGAAAAACCUGGGCUUAAUCUUCGACAGGGGGGACUUGUGCCAAACAUGCAGACUCAGAGUUUGCAGGAAGUGCCGUGUCAUGGGAAUUGAUGGGAGCUGGAAGUGUGCAGUAUGUGACAAGAUUGCACAACUAAGGAUAGUGACAGGGGAAUGGUUUUUUGAAGAGAGGGCCAAGCGCUACAAGCAGUCCAACAUCCUUGGAACUGAUGUUGUCAGACAGUCCAUCCUACGCAAGGUCCCAGAUACAGUUCCCAGUAAGGAUGAAGGAGGAAUGUCUAAAGGUCAAGCAGAAGAGAACAUGCAGAAUGGGCCUGAUAUAUCAGCUUCUUCAAUGAGCGCAGGGAAAUCACUCUUCAGUGGACCCAGAAAGAUAGGGAGGGUCCUCAGGGCAGUAACCAAAGGAGAAAUUGCAAUUGGGAAAUCUGACAAUGGAAGAAACAUCAAUUCAGCAGCUGAAACCCAAAGUUUGCAUAAUGACAAGCCUACUCCUUAUUCAGACAGGGGGAGUACUCUUUCACUGGGUAGUAAUGAUGCGGAGAGCAUACCAGGUAACCUGAAAGGCACAGUGGUUCCAGCAAACUGGAGUAAUGUGUCCACUCCAGUUAAUCAGAGAUCACCAGCACCCAGUACGCAUGGCAUGACUCCAGAUUACAGCAAGGAAGCUGAUUUAGAAAAUGGCACUUCUAUGUCAGGAAGUGAAAGCAUACCUGAAAACUUAGUGAAGAGGCAUUGCAGAAAGGCAUCUGGAACACCUUCAAUUGCAGUUUCUAGGGUUUCUCUCUCAUCAGAUCGCAGUAGAUCUGAGAUAGAUUUGAGUGAAUCUUUCUCAGAAGGAAAUGAAGAUACUUUAAGCUUAAGAAGCAAAUCUGUACCUGGAGAUUUGGACCAGGACCUGGAUUACCUGGAUGUGACAGAGGAAGAUAUUGAUGACAUAGCCUCUCAUUACUCAAGGAAGCGUGGACAUUUGUCAAGUGCAUUAUCAGCAACUAGCAUUAACAGCCUGAUGAGUGUUUAUAGUGAAACUGGGGACUAUGGCAACGUGAAGGUCAGUGGGGAAAUACUUCUCCACAUCAGCUACAGCUACAAAACAGGUGCCCUCAACAUCCUUGUUAAAAGCUGCAGAAACCUGGCCAUAGCAGAUGAAAAGAAGCAAAGGACAGAUCCCUAUGUCAAAGCAUACCUCCUGCCUGACAAGUCCCGCCAAAGUAAACGCAAGACCAAAAUCAAAAGUAACAGCACCAAUCCAGAGUUUAAUGAAACACUGAAGUACAUGAUCAGCCAUACACAGCUAGAGACCAGGACCUUACAGCUGUCUGUCUGGCACUAUGACAGAUUUGGUCGCAACAGCUUUCUUGGGGAGGUGGAAAUUCCCCUUGACUCCUGGAACUUUGAAAAUCAGCGUGAUGAAUGGUUUGUGCUCCAGCCCAAGGUGGAGAUUGCAGCAGACGUUGGACUUCAGUAUAAAGGAGAGCUGACAGUUGUUUUACGUUACAUUCCCCCAGAGAGAAACUUAAUGCUUCCGCUAGGACAGUUCCAAGGAAAGAAGAGCUUAAAAAAAGGAAAGAAAGGUGACUCUCAUUUGCCGUCUGGGGGUAUAUUGGAGGUCCUGGUUAAGGAAGCCAAGAAUUUAACAGCUGUGAAGUCAGGAGGCUCAUCUGACACAUUUGUGAAAGGAUAUCUGCUCCCAGAUAACAGUAAAGCAACAAAACAUAAAACUCCAAUAAUAAAAAAGAGUGUGAACCCCCACUGGAAUCACACCUUCACUUUCAGUGGCCUGAACCCCAGGGACAUUCACAACGUCUGCCUGGAACUGACCGUUUGGGACAAAGAGUCGUUGUCAAGUAACAUCUUCCUGGGAGGUGUCCGCUUGAGUACUGGACUCGGCUUAAGUAAUGGCAAGGAAGUUGACUGGAUGGAUUCUCAAGGGGAAGAGCAGCACCUCUGGCUAAAGAUGAUUGACAAUCCUGGAACUUCUGUAGAAGGCAUGUUAAUGCUGAGAUCCAGCAUGGGAAAACGCAGGCUCUGAAAGGAAACAGCCUGCAGCGAGGACAGGGUUCUGCUGCUUUGAUGACAUGACUCUUAAUGACCACUGGCUACCAAAAGUAUGCCUGAAUUUAGUGGAUUUAUCUAUUGUAACUUUGCACAACUGAAAGCGAGGAAGAAAGACAUUUUUUACCUUGGAUUUUCAGAGUUGUAUUAUAAUGCAGUCUGCACUUUCAUGUAUCUAUCUUCUUCACCUCAUACCUUUUCCAUACUGAAAAUUCCGUCUGAAGUCAGUGAGGAUCUUGUCUCCAUACAGGGUGCCUCUCUACGAGACACUAUAUCACCAUAGCAAUGAGCUUCUGCACCAUAGCUUGUUGCUAUGGCGAUGUAGCUUUGCUGGGCAUGAACCGUGAUGCCAACACUACUGCGCAGUAGCAGCUAAAAAUAACCAUGCGGCGAUGGGACUGCGUAGUAAUGCUGGUUACUGCACGAUCAUUUAGUACUUGGUUGAGCUGUCCCUUGUGGGGGUGGGAGGGUGAGGCCCUGUGCUUUGUGGGGCCCUGCAGACAGUGUCGUACGGGCCCCACUCAGGGUGCCACCACUCUGUGUGGCCACCGCACGCUGCUAGCUUCAUGCUCCGGCUACUCACUACCCCCCACUUCCUUCCCCUGCACAGGCUGCACACAGGCUGAUGUGCCCUAGGCCCCACACACCUCUACGGAUGGCUCUGAUACUUGGUUAAGGAACUACUAAAUGACUGCACAGUAACAACUGCGUAGUCAGCUGCUUGUGUAGAUACGGCCACAGAGUCCCAAACUGGACCUCUUCUCUCUCUUGCUAAUAGGAGUACGGCCUAGCAGAGUCUCCACCUCUGGAGAAAAUGGUGCAAGCAGAGGUUCAGGUAUUCACUUGAUGCCUAAUGCUUAUUUGAAUGUGUGUAAGGGCAGGUCAUAAGCAGGCUAAAAGAGAGAAAGAUAUGGUAUAAACCAAUUUCAUAUACAUUUAAAAUUGUGGUAUUUGAAGUCAGCCUGGAAGCCACCCGAUCUCAAGCAGUCUGAAUCUUUAAUGAUACCUCUUUCCCCUGUUUACUGCUUCAUUUAGUUAAGCUGUACAUGAUAGCAACAGCAAUCACAGUAAAGAAAAGCCUCUGUGCUACCCUGCACAGUACAGCCAUUAUUGGGAAUUAGGUAGCAAAUGUGCUGACGUAAAGUCCCGCAGCGCCCGGUGGUGACGUGUGCCCUAGGUGGUUGAAUGUGUCGUAUAAAGUGCUGGCUGGGGUUCAACUUGAUCAAAGAGCCUCUCAUGAAAACAGAUUAUUACACAUCCCUAAGCAGCUUGCAGAAUGAAGCAUCAUUGUUUUGUUUAUCGUUCCCUUAAUAGUUCAAUCUUGCCAGGAUUUUCAGGCGUCAUUGUGCAGAGGGGAAGAGAAUCUCAAAUGUUUGCCAUGUCUCAUGAACUGUUGAUGUGUGCCCAGGUGUUGUAAGGUAAGGGCUGAUUCAAGAAAGCAUUUAAUUAAGCAAUUUAAUUAUGACUUAAUUAAGCACAUCAUAGAAUCAUAGAAAAUUAGGGUUGGAAAGGACCUCAGGAGGUCAUCUAGUCCAUUGUGUGUGUGGACCAUCCCCAAUUAGAUCAUCCCAG